Adineta steineri is the source of this 600-nucleotide messenger RNA. NCBI's taxonomy places the organism in Eukaryota, Metazoa, Rotifera, Eurotatoria, Adinetida, Adinetidae. The record is from the annotation of a GenBank genome assembly.
AUGUUUUUCAUUCACCAUGUUGUUUUUCUCGUUACUAUUGCCAGUUGUGUGAGUGGUAAAGAUGAUAUAUUGCGUACUUAUACUUUACGCAAAGAUUAUUUCAAUGGUAUUAAAGUAGCAGAAUUUUCUGUAUUUGAUAUUUCAAAAAGCACUCUUUACUACCGUAUUGAAUCAAAAUUUUCCAUAUUACCAAAGUUUGAAUUAAUAUCUUAUCCAUCAAAACAAGUUGUUGGUAAACUUGAAGGUAAACUUGGUAAAAUAAAUCUUAGUUUAUUAGAUGAUAAAACUGGUCAAUGGGUAACUGGAACAAUGAAACAACAUGUGACACUCUUGAAACAUUAUCAAUAUAAUAUAGAAUUAAAUGGACGACAAAUUUUAAUGAAAAAAGAACUUUUAUCUUCUCAUACAACUUUUCAUGAUGCAAUUCAAAAUGAUGAAACUCUUCUAGCUCGAUAUCAAAGAGAAUUCUUUUCACCUAUCACCGCAACUACAUAUGGUGUACAAAUUUUUUCGAAUGAAUUACCUGAUGGUCUAUAUCUAUUAGCUCUUGCAUGGACAGAUAUUGGUAAAUCUGAAAGUUACGGACCAAAAAACGGCUAA